UACUUCCUCUACUUACUUUAUGAUUUAAAGCGGGAAAGAGAUGUUUUGUAAACCCAUGAUCUCAAAAGUUGACCGCAGCUGUAUAAACAGUUGUUAAAGCUCCUGACAAUGGAUACCCUGCCUUAAACAAACAACGCUAACACAGGCGUUGUGUGUGAAAUAAUGUAACGUAAAUUGAGCAGACGGAGCUGUCUUUCCGCCGGGGAAACGUUAUCGUUACACGGGACAAACAUGGAUUUUCUGGGGAAUGUUUACUAAAGACAGAAGGGCAACAACAACUUUUGUUCUCAAUGAGAGAGAACAACAUGAAGCCGAAACACACCCACAGGCAUCCAGAACCCAACUGGCAAGGGAAAGGAGCCGGUAAAGCCUGUGAAAAGGCCACACUGAGCCAAGCGAAGCCAACAUGUGUGUCCUCUCCUGCUCGAGUCAAACCUUUUGCUGGGAAAGUGUUUUACCUGGACCUGCCUUCAAACAGAAAAGCAGAGAAAUUGGAGGGUGACAUCAAAGACCUGGGAGGGACUGUUGAGAAGUUCUUCAGUAAAGAAAUUCGGUAUCUGGUGUCCAACAAGAGGGAGGCUAGAUAUGUGCACUGCCUCAGGAAGGACUCUCCGGUCCCCAGCCCGGGGUCCGGCCCCAGCUCCCCUCAGCCGGCACCACAGCAGCAGCAGCCUGGGGACAACAUGAAGGGCAAGUCUCAGGGCCAAACGGAUUCUUUUAUUCCGAGUCGAGGGAAGUCUUUGGUGGAGAGAGUGGUGAAAGAGCAGGAGAGGUUGAAAAUGAACAAGAUCCUGUCAAAUGCUCUGGAGUGGGGUGUGAAAAUUGUCUAUAUAGAUGCUAUAGUUGCUUAUAUUCAGAAGAAGCAAAAGAAUUGCAGCAGGCAGUGUCCGGCUACCACUGCUGCCAAGACAAGUGUCAAAGCUGGCUCAGCAGCAAAGCAAGGCUUUCAGAAAUGCAAAGCGGGGCGGAUCAGUAAACCCUUCGUCAAGGUCGAGGAUUCAAGCAGGCAUUACCGUCCUAUCAGCCUCACUAUGCCGAACAUGCCGGUGUUCAACCUGAAGACUCUUCCUCCCUGUAGUCCCUUCUUUGUCCACGACAAGGUGAAUUCUGGGAUUAAACAGCCGGGACACAGAGGUGUGAAAGCCUCGGCCAGCGAGGAGCGAACAAACGUCAGAAAGAAGAAGCGAGGCGGCUACUGCGAGUGCUGCCUGAUCAAAUAUGAGAACGUCUCAAUGCAUCUAAAGAGUGAACGUCACAAGGAUUUCUCCAAGAGUGAUGAGUACCUGGUGGUGGACCAACUGGUGUCAACCCUGCACUGCAACUUCCUCCACAUCAAAUCUCAGGUUAAAAGACUGAAGUGCAGUGUUUCCUCUGUUCUCUUUGUUCCCGAACCCUGUGGGAAAACUGCUCUGAGACACAAGACGGAUCUGGAUCCCACAGAGAUUAUUAAAGAAGAGCAGCAUCAGAUUGCUGAUGGCCACAUGGGAUCUUACUCGGGACACACUUUAAAAAUCAGUUCAGUUACUGAUUCUGCUCCUCUCAAUCACAUGGAGGGGGAGAGGAGGAACAAUCACGCAAACUCGGACAGAUCAAAGCACAAAUCUCUUGCACGUAAACGGCCGUGCCGACAGAACUCUUUGACUUCUCCCACCCAAAAAGCAGAGCAGACUCUGAAUGAUCAGCAGAAUAUGGAAACAGCGCCCUCUGGAGGUGAAUUUCUUCCCUCUAUUCGCUCCAGAGAAACUCAGGACAACAAGGAGCACCAAACAAUAUCUCCAUGCAUGAACAGCUCUCCCUCUCACCUCCAUGAUGUGAACACUCAUCAGCUAGAGGAGUCUGAUGAGAAACAGGACUCCUCGGUGUGUGAGGCUGCUCAGGAAGGAAACGUUCUGCCCGACCAAAAGACUGGAAACAACCUCUCGGAAAGGGAAGAAGUGAGCCUUCCUUCAGCAAGCCUCUGUCCUGUCCGGAAAAUACAGAGGAGGGUGAGAGUUUAUAAACGCAAAAGACGGAAAAUGAGCACAAACGAUGAAAGUGUGAAGCCGAGUGACAUCCCCAACAACUCCCUGCUGAGACUUUUUCAGUCGACUGACGACAUGGAAGUAGAAUUUCUGGGGUUUGAGGACUAGGGAGAAAGGAAUCGAAGAGAUGAACUGGACUAUUACUGCCUUUUUAAAUUACUUGAAGGAUACCAUAUUUAUAUAUAUAUAUACAUAUUCAUAUACACUAUAAUCUCUCCACAGGAAUCUCAGUAGGCAGAAUGAUCUCAUUUUGUUUUAUAUCAGAUGUAAGGCAGCUGCGGAUGUGCUGUGUUUUUCUAAAACUGAAAUGUGGUUUUAUGUAAAUAUUUUGUUAGAAAAAAUAAUAAUAGCUAGUUGCUUUAACCUGAAUUCAAACUCUUAAUCGACUUUGUGAAGAAAAAUAGGGUGGUGUAAUAAUACGCACAUCCAUUGUUCUACAUUGAAAUAUCCACUAAUUGCCCACAUGGUCUAAUUUGGUUAAAACAUUAUCAUUUGUUCACAUUCUUGACAGUAUGUCAAUAUAUCUAAUAUUUAAUCUUAGAAAUGCAUGACAAAUUUGGGCCUAAACAUUAGUCCACAGUCAUUUAUACAUAUAGUUUCAGGUAGAUACAUUCUCUAGAGUAGAUGCUAUGAAAUGAAAUGCCACCUGAAGACGUCACUGCUCUGAAGAACAGGAAAAAGGCCCUAACACUUUAAAGUCCCAUGGAAACAUUACAGAGGCCUUACAUUAGAAAGGAAAAGUGAUUUGUGUAAAAAAGAGUGUAUGUAAUAAACUAUUAGUGAAUAGUUUAUUUCCAUAGUUUACAGACCCUACUUGCAGUUGUUUCCCAUAAAUAUUUUUCAUAAAAAUGUAGCAUUUUGUGAAAGAGGCAGCUUAAAUUAAAACUAAUUUCCCCAAUAACCUGAACAAAGGUAGUCUUGAAUCUUCUUAGAUAUGCCGAACUGAUCGUAUAUGUAUUUGAAAUGCAUAUAAUGGUUGCAUAUGUAUUUGAAUGUGAAUGUCUCGUAGGUUGGAUGUGUGGUACUUGACAUUGUAUAUGACAUUUUAGGAUUAUUCCUAAGUGCACUUUUCAUGACCCGCCUUGUGCUUUUCUGAUGCAUUAGCUGGACCAGCCUCUCUCUGCCCUGCAGUUAGUGCAUUAGCAUAGAGCCCUGUUCUCCCUUAUGGCUCUCUAAGUGAUGCUCUGGGUCAGAUGGUAGUCUCUGCCACUGACAUUAAGAAAGACCUGAGCAGCAAUGUUCGGAGGCGUACAGUAAGUACAGCUGCAAAUAAAAGCCCGAAAGCAACACUGAA
Messenger RNA from Gymnodraco acuticeps, 3315 nucleotides. It is a transcript of the gene dbf4, whose product is annotated as DBF4 zinc finger. Gene Ontology annotation, cellular component: nucleus; Dbf4-dependent protein kinase complex. Gene Ontology annotation, biological process: positive regulation of nuclear cell cycle DNA replication; regulation of cell cycle phase transition. The record is from RefSeq and is a predicted model, not a curated record. The coding region runs from base 291 to 2129 and encodes 612 amino acids. Gene Ontology annotation, molecular function: protein serine/threonine kinase activator activity; zinc ion binding; nucleic acid binding. NCBI's taxonomy places the organism in Eukaryota, Metazoa, Chordata, Actinopteri, Perciformes, Bathydraconidae. The transcript has 13 exons.